CAGCAGGGUUAAUUGAAGGAAGCAAGUCCUUUUUACGCAGAAAUCUUUAAAAUGACAUUUGGAAUACUGUUUUAACGAGGAAGCAUCCAUGAACAUCGGACAUCUCCGUUCAUUUGUAGGGAAAAAUGUCACAUAUUCAUUUGGCAAUGAAGGACGGAAGACAAAGGCGCCGGCUGAGCUAUUGGUGGUGUGCUGGGAUUUUUCUGCUGUGCUCUGUGGAUACGAUUUUGGGUCAGCUGAAGUACUCCGUUUCUGAGCAUGUCGGUGUCGGAACCGCGGUUGGGAAUGUUGGCAAGGAUUUGGGACUGGACCUCAACACUUUGACAAGCAGACGAUUUCGCAUUGUUUCGAACUCAAAUCACUCCCUGUUUGAAUUAAACCAAAAUAAUGGAGUGUUGCGCGUCGCGCAAAAUAUGGAUCGGGAAGAGCUGUGUGAUGCAACAAAGGUUUGUUUGAUAAACCUUAAAAUUGUCGUCGAAAGCCCACUGGAAAUACAUUAUGUCAGUGUCGAAAUAAUUGAUAUCAAUGACCAUUCGCCGUCUUUUCCUGAAACCGAGCAGCGGCUGGAAAUAGCGGAGAACACUCCUCCGGGCACUCAUUUCCAGAUUCACGCAGCUAGAGAUCCUGAUUUUGGCAUACAAUCAGUUCGAUUGUAUAGACUGAGUCAAAACGAUUACUUCGAUAUUCAAGUUAAAGAACGAGAGGAAGAUAAAAUACCAUUUUUAGUGCUUAAAAAAUCCCUAGACCGAGAAGUCAAAUCAGAGCAUCGUUUAGUGUUAACGGCUCUGGACGGGGGCACACCAUCGCGAUCUGGAAACCUGAAUUUAACUAUAACUGUAUUGGAUGUGAAUGAUAAUCGCCCUGUGUUCAGCAGCGAUAUUUAUACUGUCUCUUUAAAUGAAAAUGCUCCUCCAGGAAGUCUAGUAAUCAAAAUAAAUGCGACCGAUUCAGACGAAGGCCUGAAUGGUGAAAUAGAGUACACCUUUGGAAAAACACAAAAGAAAAAGGUGUAUGACAUAUUUGAGUUAGAUGGUAUCACUGGUGAAAUUCGAGUAAAAGGAAAAGUUGACUUCGAGGAAACAGAGAUAUACAAAUUAGAUUUGCAAGCUUCAGAUAAAGGCCAACCACCAUGGACAGGCGAAAGCAGAGUUGUAAUAAAAUUAAAAGAUUUGAACGACAAUAAACCCGAGAUUGAAAUAACAUCAUUGUCCAGCCAAAUUCCAGAGGAUUCAAAACCUGGCACUGUUGUCUCACUCAUCAGUGUCAGAGACAGAGAUUCGGGCUCAAAUGGAAAAGUUAUUUGUAAAAUAUCGGAAGAUGUGCCGUUUGAUUUGACGCCAUCUAUUGAAGAGAACAUGUACUCUCUAGUUACAAAGGGGCGGUUAGAUCGUGAGGCUGAAUCUCCUUAUGACAUCACCAUAACUGCUACUGACUGUGGGGAACCCAGGCUUUCCGCAGCAACGACUUUGCAAAUUCAUGUGUCAGAUAUUAAUGACAACAGGCCAGUCUUCAGUCAGAAUCCAUUUGAAAUCUAUCUAGUAGAAAACAAUGCACCAGGUGUCUCGGUCUUUACAAUAACAGCAUCAGAUGAAGAUGUGAGCGAAAAUGCAGUCAUAACUUAUAGCAUUAGGAAAAGCGAUAGGAUUAAUGGUGAUGUAGCACAUUUUUUUAACAUCCAUUCCGAAAACGGACAUAUAUCUGCACUGAAAAGUUUCGAUUUUGAAACUCUGAAAACUUUCCACUUCCAAGUUGUCGCCACUGAUUCUGGGACUCCGUCACUCAGCAGCAACGUCACAGUGAACGUGUUCAUUCUGGAUCAGAACGACAACGCUCCAGUCAUCCUGUAUCCACUCAGCUCCAAUGGUUCUGCUGAAGGUGUGGAGGAGAUUCCACGCAACGUGAACGCAGGACACUUGGUGACUAAAGUCAGAGCCUAUGACGCUGAUAUAGGAUAUAAUGGCUGGUUGCUGUUUUCACUGCAGGAAGUUACUGACCACAGUCUGUUUGGUUUGGACCGAUACACUGGACAGAUCAGAACACUUCGCUCAUUCACCGAGACAGACGAGGCUGAACAUAAACUGGUCAUACUGGUCAAAGAUAAUGGCAACGUUUCACUAUCAGCAACAGCUACUGUGAUUGUGAAACUGGUGGAGCCAAAAGAGGCUUUGCAGCUUCUGAUGUUAAAAGUGCAGUAGCGGAGAAU
Poeciliopsis prolifica (blackstripe livebearer) is the source of this 2203-nucleotide messenger RNA. RefSeq names its product protocadherin alpha-13-like. Gene Ontology annotation, molecular function: calcium ion binding. NCBI's taxonomy places the organism in Eukaryota, Metazoa, Chordata, Actinopteri, Cyprinodontiformes, Poeciliidae. Gene Ontology annotation, biological process: homophilic cell-cell adhesion. The record is from RefSeq and is a predicted model, not a curated record. Gene Ontology annotation, cellular component: plasma membrane. Bases 126 to 2195 code for a protein of 689 amino acids. The transcript has a single exon.